AUGCUUUCAACUAUACUGGCCGCUCUCGCCGGCCAUGUCGCCCUUACCGGUGGCCAUGCCAUCCACAAACGAGUUACAACUCCAGCAGCUUACGCUUCCAACUCAGAUGGCAGCUAUGCUCUUACAUCCAUUACGGCACCUGUUCAGGGUGCUGGCUCUCCAGGCUCGGAGUCAACAUGGAAGCUCACUAUUGAUGAUACUUCUUCUGGAUAUAAACAGACCAUUACAGGAUUUGGUGCUGCAGUUACUGAUGCUACUGUGACUUCCUUCAACACUUUAUCAAGCACUGAACUUAAUCAACUGUUGAACGUAUUGAUGACAUCUACCGGUGCCGACUUCAGUUUGGUGCGCCACACCAUUGGAGCCUCUGAUCUAUCGGGAGAUCCCGCCUAUACUUACGACGACAAUGGCGGUGCUGUUGACACUUCAAUGUCUGGUUUCAAUUUGGGAGACAGAGGUACUGCAAUGGCCGAGAUGUUAGCAAAGAUGAAGUCUCUUCAGUCGGAUUUGAAGGUGCUUGGUUCCUCUUGGAGUCCCCCUGCAUGGAUGAAGUUGAAUGGCGUCAUUGAUGGAAGUACCACAAACAACAAUUUGAAUGAUGGCUACUUGGGUAGUGGAGUGGGAAGUGCUGGAUACUCCAGUGAAUUUGCCCAGUAUUUCGUCAAGUACAUCCAAGCAUACGAAGCAUUGGGCGCAAACAUCAAUGCUAUAACUAUUCAAAACGAACCCUUAAACAGUCAGGCUGGCUAUCCUACAAUGUACAUGUUUGAUUACGAGCAAGGAGAUUUGAUACAGAGCUACGUUGGCCCAGCUCUUGCUAGCGCAGGACUGGACACUGCAGUUUGGGCUUAUGACCACAACACGGAUGUUCCAUCCUUCCCUCAAAAUGUCUUAAAUACUGCUAGUCAAUACGUUGACACUGUUGCAUGGCAUUGCUAUGCCUCCUCCGUUGACUGGUCUGUCUUGACUGACUUCAAGAACAGCAACCCAGAUGUCACCCAGUACAUGACUGAAUGUUGGACUCCCGCUUCUGGAGAAUGGUAUCAAGCUUCGAAUUUUACCAUUGGACCCCUUCAGAACUGGGCUUCCGGAGUCAUGGCCUGGACACUCGGCACUGAUAGCUCCGACGGACCACACUUGUCAAGCGGUGGAUGCGACACCUGCCAGGGAUUGGUCACCAUCAACAGCGACGGCACUUACACAUUGGAGCUCGCGUACUACAUGAUGGCACAGUACAGUAAAUUUAUUCCUACAGGUGCCAUUAUCUUGAACGGCUCAGGAAGUUAUACCUACUCUGGCACGGGCGGUAUCGAGUCUGUUGCCUCGUUAAACCCUGACGGUACUCGCACCGUUGUCAUCCAGAACACCUUCUCUAAUGAUGUGUAUGUCACUGUGAGCACCAGCAGCGGCCAGGAAUGGAGCGGUAAUGUUCCGACUGAAUCUGUUGUGACAUGGGUGUUGCCUGCUGUCUAA
Messenger RNA from Talaromyces amestolkiae, 1473 nucleotides. RefSeq lists its product as uncharacterized. Bases 1 to 1473 code for a protein of 490 amino acids. The record is from RefSeq and is a predicted model, not a curated record. The transcript is spliced from 2 exons. NCBI's taxonomy places the organism in Eukaryota, Fungi, Ascomycota, Eurotiomycetes, Eurotiales, Trichocomaceae. Gene Ontology annotation, biological process: glucosylceramide catabolic process. Gene Ontology annotation, molecular function: glucosylceramidase activity.